Molecule: messenger RNA, 3318 nt
Organism: Pocillopora verrucosa
Lineage: Eukaryota; Metazoa; Cnidaria; Anthozoa; Scleractinia; Pocilloporidae
Source: RefSeq, a predicted model, not a curated record
AAACGAACAUCGAUCGGUUAUGUUGCCAUUUGUGGCUUUUUAAUUGUAGGAACAUGCUCUUUCUUCUCUCUGAAGAAAGGUGAUGUUAACGAAAUGCAGUCACACGCCCACAGUCAGCUGAGGCAUCACAUUCAGCAGCCUUUAUUCAAGCUGACAAACUCACUUUCUCAAUCUCAAACUCAUUCAACAACAGCCUCGCAAUUUGUGAGCCCAACUGUCAACAAAUCUCCGUAUCAUGGACAUCAAUUAAAUAUCCGACCUGUGAACUCACCCUCUAACAGCUAUUUUCGCCCAAAAUCACCAAGACAGAAGGAAAAAGAGGCAGACAAAGCGGAAAAAGACAGGACGCAAUCAGCUGAACGAAUUCAUUCCCUUCACACCCGUCUCCAUCAAGAAGCAGAAAAAAUCAGGAAAUGGAAAACGUCCACAGAGAUAGAAAUUAAAGAAAAGGAGAAAAAGUUGUUGGAAGCUGUUCAAACCAUCGAUUCUCAGAGGAAGUCAAUUCUUGAUUUACAGUUUCAAAAUGAAAGCCUCAGUUCAAAACUUCAGGAAGAGCUUGCAAAUAGGGAGGAGGUGGAACACAAAAUCGUUUCUACCAGAGAUUUGUGCAAUGUAUUAAAAGAUCACGCUGCAAAGGUGGAGGAAAAUAUUCUUAAAGGAGAAGCUGAUCGUGACGAACUCAGAUUUGAAGAUGAAAAGCGUGUUGAGCAAUUUCAGGAAAUGGUCAUUAAGUUCCAGGAUCUACAAAUCGAACACACAGCAAAAUUAAAUGAAAUGAAAACUAAACUUAAUGGGCAGAGACAAGAGCACGAAGACUUCGUCAUGGAAUAUACAGAAAAACUCCAGAAAGCAGAAAAUCAGAUACUGCUCCUCGAAACUGACAAGAAAACGAAGGAGAACCAAAUUUCCACGAUGGAGGCAGCUUUAGAGAAGAGCAAAGAGGAAUCUACUUCUUUGGAACACGAGCUAGCUCUUUUGCAAGAUAAACUGAAGAAAUUGGAAAGUAUCAUCACCUCGCAACAAGUCCAAAUUCAAAAUACAGAGGACAUGUUGUCUUUCAAUAAGCAAGAGUGCAAGAGAAUCGAAGAAGAGCGAGAAGCCAUCCAAUCACAGUUUGAGGGUGUCCAAAAAGAGAACCAAGAAUUGAAAGAGAGUAAUCUCGAGAUGAAAAAGGAGCAACGGAAAAUAUUGGACGAGCUAGAAAUACAACUUUCUUCUCUGAUAAAGGAAAAGAAAAAACUGGAAGAGGAGCUACAAAAUCUUACCAAAACCAACGAAACGACAACAGAUGAACUGAAAAAUCUACGGGUAAAGUUUGAAGCUCUAACGAGGGAGAAGGAAAAAGCAGAUACUUUAAACGAUCACAUUCUCAAAGAAAAGAAUGAUCUGAUGAAAGCUUGCGCAGACCUGCAGGAGAACUUGUCAAAGGAAGCGGAGAGGGUAUCAUCGAAAGGAGAUUUGUUGCGGCAGUCAAAAGAAGAGCUCGGCGAGCUACAGGAGACCAAUUCCUCCUUAAUGAAUGAACUUGAGCGAGUCAACAAAGUUAAACAGGAAUUAGAGGAAAAGAUCUGCAUAUUAACACUUGCCUCCGAAGAGAAGCAGAGGACAAUAGGCGAUCUGGAGGUGAAAUUCUGCAAUGCAAAUUACAAUGUGAAAUACCUAACGGAAAAAGCACAAGAUCUUCAAACAAAGCUUGAAGAUGAGAGGAAAGAAAAAGAGCAGCUCCAAAUUUGCUUAGAAGACUCCAAGGAAUCUGAGAGAAAACUUAGAAAUGAAAUCAGUAUUUUCGAAGGAAAAAACUCAGUACUGGACAAGAGCUUAGCGGAAGCAACAAAAACAGGAGAGGAGUCCAAUAAACUCAUUGAAAAGUUAGAUGGAGAUUUUCAGAAGCUUCAGAAGAAAUACAACAAAAUGAUGAGUGACGGAAGAGUUCAAGAUGAAGAAAGGGCGACAGUUUUAGAGAAAGAAAAAGACAACAAUCGAUAUCUAAAAGAUGACCUGAAAGAACAGACCAAGAAGUUGGAAAUCUUAGAAACAAAGGCAAAAGGUCUCCAGGACCAGCUUACAGCCAAAACUAAACAAACUAAAGAACUGCAGCAAGAAAAUAGGACGAUGAAAAGCAAGGUUACCUCCCAAACCAAAGCUCUCGAAAAGCUAGAAAAUCAGAAAUCAAAGAUAUCCAGUGAACUUGACGCUUCCAAAGAACAGAUUAAAGAUUUUUCAGAAAAGUUGGAGGCUACGAAAAAGGAAAUCAUCAAGAAGUCUGAAACAGCGGAGUAUCUUGAACAACAAGUUCAACAAUUCAAGGAGGAAAAAGAAAAAGCAAUACAAGAUAAAGAAACAGUACAAAAGGAAUCUGAAAAGCAAAUGAAUGAGUUAUGCGCAACAUUGGAAAAGUACAAGCUGGAAAACGAAAAAAUAGUGGCACAAAAGGAGCGAGAGCUGGACCUCUUGCGUGCUAAUGCAGAGAAAGAAUCGCAGGAAAAACAUGAGAAACAACUUAUAGAAGCCAAGAAACAAAUAGAAAAAUUAGAGAGAGAUAUAUGUGAUCUUAAGGAGAAUCAGGAAAAAGACAGGAAAAGAUUAGAGUUCGAAAAAUCUGAAGCAAUCCAAGUUCUGACGAAACAACUAGAAGCAAAGUCUACCAGAAGUUCGCGAACCCCAUCUGUAGACGGGAAACUCAAGACGCCAAAACUACCAGAUCAUAACGAGGUGGAAGCGACGCCUCAAGAUUCUGCGGUGGUUCCUGAAACUCCAAAGCAGCCUCGUGGAAUUCUUAAACUAAACGAAGCCUUUCAGAAAAAGAGGAGGGUAGCUUUCACUACUGCAGGGGAGCAAGAAGAAGGAGACGAGAAAUAUACUUUUAACCUCACCAAGGUCGGAAGAACAAGUCCUGGCCAGGAAAAAGCGAACCAGAGGAACAAACUACGAUCGAAUGUUCGAUUUUCUCCAAAGCCAUUUAGCUCGAACAGUGAGCCCUUGUCCACAAAUUCCCCAUAUCUGGAAACGCAUAAACUCAAACAAAUCCCACGAGGAAAGCCAAUGGCUCCACAAACACAGAAGAAGAUGAAAAUCCAAAGUGAGGAAUCCGAGGAAAUGGCCAAGUUCAAGGAAUUGUUUCCAGACAUGAAAAGUCCGGAUUCCUUGUACGAUAAGUCUCCGAUGAAGUCUCGUGGGUUGCACCAAGGAAUGAAGCCCCCAUUCAAGAGCAAAAUAACCAAAAUAAAACCACUUGCGCGUAAAAAGAAAGAGAAGCAAGAAAGUAUUGCAUGGUUUGACUCCGACGCACUAUUUGGGUUUGGAAUGGAUGACGAAUAA